UUGAAUCCGUCACAGGUACUUUACGUCAUUGGAAUACUUUAAUUUUUAACUACAGACGUGUAUAGCUUCGUUCUUGAAGCAGCAAAUAUUGCUUAAAGAAGAAAAUGCAACUCAAUUGAAAGUCACUAUAUUCAUAUUACUGGACUGUUAAGGUUAACUAGCUUGAGUAAUCGUGCCAGCGGAGGCACCAGAAGUCUGAUCAAGCACUUUUAAUUCAUUCGGUCAUUUGGUCACGCUUUUAAAUAACGGUAGGCAUGUUUGGGCUUACGGGACAACUGACCUUGGAAGAGUGAACAUAUUUUUAGAAUGCUAACCGAAACAAUUUCACGAGACAGUCGAAAUAAACAACAAAGUAUAUACAAAACCAAUAUUCAAGAACUCGCUAAAACCUAAACAUCACUUUCCGUUGACGACUCUAAGCAAGGUUAAGGACAAGCCCAUACACGACUAUUCAUGACGAAAACCGUGCGAGAGUUAAGCCAUAUUACAAUGGUCGAGGACAAAUCACUCAAAAAGUAAAAAUAAAUGUGUGUUCUUGCAGCACAUGACAAACCAAGGGUCACAAGACUCUCACAAGGAUUUCAAGAUAAUCUAACAGGCCGAAACAAAACCCAAACACUUAGUCAGAACAUUUCUAAAUUUAGUAGUUCCCAAAGACUUCUAAUGGUGGUUGGCUUGUGGUUCACAGCGGGAGCUUAACCGCACCAAUCAGGAACCGUAGACAAUGAUUUUUCUCGGAAACCAUAGAAAAUUAUUCCCAGAACUCAUUGGGAGAUUUCCCUGUAGACUGGUUAUAAAAUUCGUGUCGAUUGAAAAUCGCAAUUCGUGGUUAUCUGAAGACAAGCUAACGUUCUUAUCCUUCUCCAAACGAAUUUGCUUUGUAAUAGCUUUGACAGUAGGUCAUGGCAGCCGGCAGAACAUCGUCACCAACUUCUGCUGGUCUUGGUGGACCCUCAGUGGCGGAUCUCUCGAAAGAAAAAACGAAUGGCACAAGGUUGGCAAGACUGCUUAUUGACGAAGGAACAAAGGUUUUAAUUAAAUUCUUGCAUUCCAUACAUCCAGAGUCAACCUUACAGAACGCAUUGAACAACAAUCGCCCAAAGCUCGAUGGGCUGAGGCGGAAGCGAGUAAUAUUUGAUGAACAGUGGGAGAAACUGUUUCCUUCCUCAGGUAAACCGCCAGACUCGAAAGACUUUGACAUCACCCUCUUACACUUACUACUCCGUGAAAUUUGUCAUCUAUCGGCUCCUUCGACCGGAUGGCGCAAAAUGCCUGCCGACACUGAUGCCAGCCCUGAAGCCAGCAUCGUGCGUAUCAAAUGCUAUAGAAAUGAGCUUUGCCACAGUGUUCCUACUGGAGUUCCGAAUGACGAAUUCGAAGACAAAUGGAAUAAAAUAUCUUCGUCUUUGGAAGUACUUCAGGUUGCCGCCCAUCGGAAGAAACUACAGUCCCUGAAGAGUGCUACCGCCGAUCACGAAGCUCAAUUGGUUGAAGAGGAACUCAAACAAUGGAGGAGGGAGAAAGAACUUGAGAAGAUUGGAAAAGUCUCUGAACUCUCCAGUUGUCUUCCUGAUGACUUGUCAGAAGAACAUGUUAUCGGCCGUGGUGAUCAAAUACAAGACAUCAAAGAAAAAGUUCAAAGUGGAACGGCUCCUGUAAUUCUGAUCACUGGUGGACCGGGAUUCGGAAAGACGACCGUAGCAAAGCGAGUGGCCUGUGAAUUAGCCAAACCCGAGAAUGAAAGAACUGUGUUGUUUUGUAGCUUAUCAUCAAAGACUACUUUCAACGAAACGACUAUGGAAAUGAUCAACUCAUGUCUUAAAGUGGUCAACACGCAGGUACCAGAGAAUCCGGGGCAGUGGCUCAAAGACUGGAGCAAACAAAUUCAAGAGCAGGUCACUUUUGUUCUUGACAAUGCAGAUGGUGUCAUCGAGUCUGAAGAUCGAGAAUUGUUCCUCAAUUUCUUACGUGAUGUAAGAAUGUUUUCGCGACAAAAUGUCACAUUUGUAAUAACUACAAGAAGAACUUUUCAAAAUACCGACCUGAAACCAAAAGAAGUCAGGCUACGCGAGUUGUCAAACGAACAGGCCAGAAGUCUUCUAGUUGCUCAAGUUCACCUCCACGAACAAGGUUUCCAGCAACAACUCUCUAAAGCAGAGCGCAUUGUAGAACUUUGUGGCUGCGUUCCUCUGGCCCUGUGUAUUGUUGGAUCUCUGCUUUCAGAUUACACCGAAGAAACCCUGAUUAAAAAACUGGAGAAAGAACCACUUGCUGUACUAGAAGACGAUGAAGGAUCUGUAGAAAAGGCCAUCAAGACCUCUUUUGAUCUAUUGACUGAAGCUGGACAAGAAGCCCUCGUUCUAAUGUCAACUUUCCAGGGGUCUUUUGACUCAGGUGCUGCCGAGGCUGUAAUGAAAGCGUGCUCAGUUCCUGGAAUUCAGCCCAUCAAGAUUAUUCGCUCCUUGAAAAAGAGUUCGCUCAUCGAGCAACCAAGUUCCCAAAGGUAUCAAAUGCAUCCACUCAUUCACUUGUAUGCAAGGAAGAUUGGUCAAGCCAAGUAUGCCGAUCUUUUAGCUAAAGGAGAAAAACUGGCCUGUAUUUAUUACAUGGCUUGCCUUGCGAAAAACGCCGAAUUGUACUGGAAAAGAGGCAGUUGCAAGGAAUCCCUUUUUUCAUUUAACAAGGACAGAAACAAUUUCGUACAUUUUCUUCGUAUUUAUGCCCAAGGAAGGGAGAAAAAGGAUGUAGAAAUUAUGGAACACUCUCAAACUCUUUUGGAGAGUUUUCCACAGAAGUGCAUGUAUUUGGAAAAGUGUCUUCAUCCAAAGAAUUAUGCCCAGUUCCUUGAACAGUUGCUGGACACAUUUGACUCAACUGUUCAGCCAGUACGUGCUGUAGAACUUUCGUGUCUUCUUGGAAAUGAAUAUAGGAAGAAAGACCAAAGGAAGUACAGCGAACUUAUGCAGAGAGCAGAAGAAAUUUAUCUCCUGAAUGCUGCAAAGUUUAAAGAAAAUCCGUUAUCAGAAGUUUACUUUCACAACUGUUAUGCACGCUUCCUUUCCGAUAAAAAAGAUCCUAAAGAAAACCAAAGAAUUGUUCACGAGACUCAAUCAGCUCUAGAAGUCAGCAGUACAAGUUUGGGUAAUCUUCAUCCGGAAACAGCAGCAACUCUUCUUUUUGCGGGAAUCAAUGCCAAGCGCCGCAAGCAGCGUGAUACAGCUACAGAACAGCUAAGAAAGGCGUUAGAAGUCUUUCAACAGAGCCUUGGUAAACAUUUUAUGACAGCCGAAGCCCUGAAAGCCAUUGCGGACUCUCGUUUUUUCCUCGGUGGAGAAACAAAAGAGGACGACGACUUAAAAUUUUGCCUCGAGUAUUAUAACGCAGCCAUAGAAAUGUUCGACGAUCUUGUCGAGGGUGGAAGCAAAGAAAGCAUCCUGACUUUGAAGAAUUGCGCAGCUUGUCACCAGAGAAGAGGAAACUUUGAUGAGGCAAUGGCUUUAUUCAGAAAGGCAGAACAAGUUGCCGAGAGAGAAUUAGAAGAGAAUCACGAAUGGAAGGUCGGAAUCAAGACUUUAUGGGCCAUCUUACAUGACGAGAUAGGAAACAAGGAUAAAGCGAAAGAAAUGAUGCGUGAAGGACUGUCGAUGGCCAAAAAACUAGACUUGCCAAUAGAAAAGAUGAGAAAUAAAUACCCGAUACGAUUGUUUAUCAACCGUUAUCCAGAGGAUUUCCCAGAGACGGAAUUCCCAAGAAGUGUUGCCAGUCGAACAGGCCAUCGAGUCGAACAGCCCCACUUUCCCAGAAAGUGGAAAGGUGGCUUUGGAAGAGGAAGGAAUCAAUCAGAGAAUUGAGGAAAAAGGUUGUUUACUGAUGGAGAACAAUUUAAAUGAUAGCGUUAGCAUACUCUUAAACUACCAAACUGAAUAUUCAUGAUUUGCAAACCAUGAUGAUGAAGAUCAUUCUUUGAAAUGACUGCUGCAAAUCGAAUUUACAGUAAUAAUUUUAUAUUUCACGCGUGAAGAUAACGAUACAACAAGAGAAAGUAGGGAUCUCUUAAAUACAACCAAUUAGCUUUCGUGUAGUUUUUUUUUUUCUCGUGUAUGAAAAAUAUAAGCAAUUUAAUCAUUUUGAAGCGAGAGACACAUUACCGACGAUUAACAAUUAACCAACUUCUGUCAGCGUGUCUCGCACUAAUUAUUUUGACAAAUAGGUUCCAUUGUGUUGCGCGUCUGUUCAGUAAUGGUUCACGGAUGACGUCAAAUGUGGUAAGAACCGGAAAGUGAGGCAAAAAGCGCAGCAGAGUGUGUCGCUCAUGUUUUUAUCACAUUUAAACAUCAUCUGUGAACUCCUACUUUACAGAAUUACUACAACAUGGAGUCCAUUUGUUUUAUACAUUUUAUAUGAUAAAAAAACAGUUGUUAAUAAUUGUAUUCACUCCAUUCAGAAUUUUUUUUCAGAUUGUAACCCAGCCGGCUAUACUUUAUCUUUUGGCUGGAGGGGUAGUUUUAAGGGUGAUUUUGGGAAAUGUAAUGCUCUGAUCAGUAGGGCGAAGUAUUUAGUAUUUAGCAACUUUUAACUUUCUGUCCGCUUGAUUAUUUUAACCGCAGUAUGAGUUUGUCCUCCUCUCCUCGAAAUUUUGCAACUUAUUUGUUUUUCAUAUCAAAAUGUUGAGCGAGAAAUCUUGAUUUUUACUCAUCACUGUUACUCGCCGUGUAGGCACACACAAAAAA
This is a messenger RNA of Pocillopora verrucosa, 4730 nucleotides long. Lineage: Eukaryota; Metazoa; Cnidaria; Anthozoa; Scleractinia; Pocilloporidae. The record is from RefSeq and is a predicted model, not a curated record.